AUGGCCAAAUACGAAAUUGUUGGCGAAUUUCAAAAGAACGUUAAAAGGUUCGCAUUAAGGGGGCGUACAAUAGAAUUCAAAAUCAAAGACGUUCCACCCAAUGAAAACACAGUGUUGUGGAUCAAAACAGCCAUCAACCAAAUAAUCUCUUAUAUAUGCACUGACGUUUCUCCUUCUGAUAUGAUCGGGUUUAAUUUUUGUUCUAAAAAGUUUUCGCGAGGGGGAGGGUACUUACGAUUCCAGCCUGCCGAAUCGGUAUCUUUUGAAGAUAUUUGGGGAUUAAUUUCGAGCAUUUAUCAAUCUAAUUCAGCUGGUUUAAGUACGGAAACCUUCUGUUUGGAGGCUACAAUUAUCCGGGUGCCAUCCGGCAAAGGUAGGAUUAAGGCGGGUAACUACAACAAUUUUGAGGAAGAAUGUUCUGCUCGAAAGGGGAUUAUUUCCAUUAAAAAUACAGAUAACUUAUGUUUACCCAGAGCUCUUGUUGUUGCCAUAGCUAAAGUCACGGGCGAUUCUGGUUAUGAGAACAUAAGAAGAGAUAGAGGUCAUGUUCAGUUAAAUAAGGCGAAACAGUUGAUGCAGGAAGCUGAAGUAUACAUUGAGGCAAACGGUGGCGGAAUACCCGAACUGAACAAAUUCCAAUCUUAUUUUGGUAACAACUUUAAGAUUGUGGUAUAUAAUUUCGGUACUAAAGGGCGCGAAGUCAUAUUUGAAGGCAACUCAGACGCAAAGUUGACAAUCAAUCUAUUAUAUUUUGAAAAUCAUUACAAUGUUAUUACUUCACUAACGUCGGCUUUUGUGUGCCGAUAUUAUUGCGAACCUUGCCAUAUCCCCUAUAACAAUAAAGGGGGUCAUAUUUGUGCCAGUAUUUGCAUAUCUUGUAAACGGUCCCCCGCAUGUGAUCGAGAGCUGAUAAUUAAAUGCGCUGAUUGCCGUAGGAAUUUUGUCUCAAAUUUAUGUUUCAGUAACCAUAAACUUCACUCGGGAAAAGAAGAUAAAUCGGUUUGUGAAAAAUUUUUUAAAUGUCGUACGUGCUACAAAAUAGUUUUAGCCGGGCGAACUCACAGUUGUAAUACAAUUUAUUGCAAUAUAUGUCACCAAAACCGACCAAAUAAUCAUCUUUGUUAUAUGCCCUUGGAUUCCUCUUCACCAAAAUUAACAGAUUUCCUUUUUAUUUUUUACGAUUUAGAAUGCACGCAAAACAAAACUGUAUCUGAUGGAAAAUCUUUGCAUGAACCAAAUUUAUGUGUUUUCAAUCAGAGGUGCGAAGUAUGCAUCGAUUAUCCAAUCGAGAAAGUUGUUUGCAGAAAGUGUGGUGUACGUCAACAGGUAUUAAAUAUGAGCAGCAUAAUUGAGACGUUUUUUCAACAUAUUUUAGAGAUAAGAAAGAAGUUCAAACAUGUAAUAGUUUUGGCACACAAUGGACAGGCUUACGACCAUCAAUUUAUUUUGAAUUAUAUUUUAACCAAAACUCAGUUCAAACCAGAAUUAAUUAUGAGAGGUUCAAAAAUAAUUUCCCUGAGUAUCAAUAAUGUGAAACUGUUAGACUCUUUGAACUAUUUUCCCAUGUCCCUCGCCAAGUUACCAAAAGCGUUCGGUUUAACAGACGAUUUUCGAAAAGGAUUUUUUCCGCAUCACUUUAAUACACCCGAAAAUCAAAAUUAUGUAGGACCGUAUCCCGAUAUGAAGUAUUAUAAUCCAGAUGCUAUGAACACCGACGAAAGAGAUAAAUUUAUUAGUUGGUACACCGAAAAUAAAGACAACAUCUUUGAUAUGCAAAAGGAAAUUGUCUCUUAUUGCAUAUCCGAUGUAAAUAUAUUAACGCUCGCCUGCCUGAAAUUUCGAGAAUUAUUAAUUAAAUCCGGAAAUGUGUGUCCGUAUACAGAGGCAUGUACGAUUGCCAGCGCAUGUAAUAAACUGUUUCGUCGUAACUUUUUGAAAACAGACACGAUCGGUUUGAUUCCUAGACAGGGAUAUCGAUACCGCGAUAAUCAAUCAAAAGUAGCAAUUCACUGGUUAAUAUGGGAGGAAAAGGUGCGAGGAAUAGACAUCGUGCACGCUGCCAAACAGAAAGAAAUCGUCAUCGGUGGUUUGCCUGUUGAUGGGUAUUGUCCACAAACAAAUCAGGUAUUUGAAAUGAUGGGGUGCUUUUAUCAUGGGUGUGUAAAAUGUUUUAAAAAUGAUCGCGACAAACCUAUACACAGUAACUCGUACGAAACGAUGGAUUUAAGAUACGAAAAUACCUUGUCAAAAAUCAAUCACCUUAAUCAACUAGGUUACGAGGUAAUAGUAAAAUGGGAAUGUGAAUUUAAACAAGAUACAAACCCCAACAUAAAUAAGUAUGUGUCUGAACACCCAUUGGUACAUUUUGCUCCAUUAAACGCGCGAGACAGUUUUUACGGCGGUCGAACCGGUAACAUAAAGUCCUACUAUAAAGUAAAAGACGGAGAAAAGAUCAAUUACAUCGAUAUCUGUUCAUUGUCUUAG
This is a messenger RNA of Photinus pyralis (common eastern firefly), 2484 nucleotides long. RefSeq lists its product as uncharacterized. The record is from RefSeq and is a predicted model, not a curated record. The coding region runs from base 1 to 2484 and encodes 827 amino acids. The transcript has 2 exons. Lineage: Eukaryota; Metazoa; Arthropoda; Insecta; Coleoptera; Lampyridae. Gene Ontology annotation, molecular function: nucleic acid binding.